AUGUCGCCGCUUCUAGCCGGCUCAAUGGGGCAGGACCCCCGAGAAUUGCAAAUUGCUAUCCUCGGGGCUGGAAUGGGUGGAUUAACGUGUGCCCUGGCGCUGGCACAGCGUGGCUUCAAGAACAUUGACGUCUAUGAAAAUGCUCCCGACCUGGGCUUUGUUGGCGCGGGCAUCCAGCUUGCGCCCAAUAUGGCGCGUGUUCUCGACCAACUCGGCGUCUGGAAGGGCAUCGAAGCUGAGGCCGUGAAUAUUGAGGAUACUUCCGUCAGAGUUGGUGCUGAUAAUACCGAACUAGCCCAUGUGGACCUGGGGUAUAUUAAAGACACCUAUAACUAUCCCCAUAUGGUGGGCCACCGAUCAUCUCUGGCCAAUGGCCUGUAUCGAGGCUGCCUGAAAGAAUCGGCCAUCAAGUUCCACUUUGCUACCCCCGCAUCAGAUGUGGCAUUUGGUCCUCGGCCGUCCUUCACGGCGACGCCGCGAAGGGGAGGAGCCCCUUACAAGGUCGAGUGUGAUGUGCUUCUCGGGGCAGACGGUAUCAAGAGUGAAACUCGGGUCACCAUGCUCAAGCGCUUGAAUGUCGACGUGGGGGUAAAGGACACCCAGCAAGCUGCGUACCGGAUCAUGAUCCAUAAGGACCAGAUCAAGGACGACCCCGAGCUUUUAGCCCUCAUAAAUAGUACUCGAGUGACUCGAUGGAUUGGCGAGAAGCGCCACAUCAUUGCGUAUCCGGUAUCUAACCACACCAUCUACAAUUUGUCGACGGCCCAGCCUGAUACCCACUUUGCGGCAGCCACAAACGCCACCUACACUACCCGCGGCUCGAAAGAAGCCAUGCUGAUCGUCUUUGGAGACUUCUGCCCUAUGGUCAAGCGAAUUUUGAACUAUGUCCCGGAAGGCGAGGUCUGUGAAUGGAAGCUGCGCAGUCACGACCCGCUCCCGACUUGGGUGCACGACUCUGUUGCACUGUUAGGCGACGCAUGCCACCCAACGCUACCGCAUUUGGCGCAGGGCGCCGCUCAAGCCAUUGAAGAUGGUGCCGUUAUUGCGGUUGCCUUAUCUCGUCUCCCAGAUAUCCAGCCCGAGUCCAUCAACAAGGCCCUCCGCGUUUACGAGAGGGUGCGAAAAAGCCGCGCCGAGGCUCUGGUCGAAAUGGCAGCCGCCUCCGGUCGUGCGCUGCAUCUUGGAGAUGGGGCUGCCAAAGAAGAACGCGAUCGGCAGUUUGCCGCCCUCAAGUCUCAGGGUGGCAAGGGGCCUGUCCCCGACAAGUGGGCCGAUGCUGACGUGCAGCGUGAGAUCUACGGGUUUGACUGCACGCAGGUUACCGAGGAUAACUUUGAUGAAUACUUCGCCCAAAUGUGA
Molecule: messenger RNA, 1359 nt
Organism: Penicillium chermesinum
Lineage: Eukaryota; Fungi; Ascomycota; Eurotiomycetes; Eurotiales; Aspergillaceae
Product: putative monooxygenase
Exons: 2
Coding region: 1-1359 (452 amino acids)
Biological process (GO): secondary metabolite biosynthetic process
Molecular function (GO): monooxygenase activity; FAD binding
Source: RefSeq, a predicted model, not a curated record